AAUACAACACGUGUUUGACAUGUGUUUGAAAAUGGAUAUAAUAGCACGUUCGCAAUUAUGGAAAUAAAUAAAACGAAGUUAAUUCACAAUUUAAAUGUAACAUUUAAGGAUGAUUGCAAAUCCACAACACAAUUAUGGUCGAGCUCAACCGACGAAUCUAUAGAUAUGGAUAAAUUAUUGAGCCUAUUGGCCGACCGAAUUAUUGAUCCACGAUACACAGAGCAAAUUGGCAGAAGAUUUGAAUCAAUUUUACCAUUGAUUCUAACAAAAAAUCUAAAUUAUGAUAUGAAACAAGAUGAGACAUUUUUUAUUCAACAUCGACGAAAAACAAUUGCUCUGGCCAAAUUGGUCACAAUUUCACCGCAUGCAAAACGCUUUGUAUUCACAUAUUUUUCCAAGAUGCCAUCACCAUUUGCCGGCGACUGGAAUACAUCGACAAGAAAAAAAGUUGCUAAAACGAAAGAUGCUGAACCAACGCCGCUCGAUAUUCUCAAGUCUUGCUAUACAUUUUUAAAACUAAACACAUCAUUUUUUAGGCAACAGUGGAAGUGGUCAGAGUUGAUUGAAAAUUAUGGUGAUCUUAGAAAACAGAGCGAUGAAUAUAAACUGAUUUACAAUCACAUUUUGGCACUUCUUACCGGCAUGACGAACGAACAAAUGGCACUGUUGAAUAAGGACAUUCCAGUCGACAUUAAAAUAAAUUUCACCGCAUCACCAUUAACACCGGCCACCGAUGAAAUUGAACAAUUUGACGCAGUUGAGAGUUUUAAGUGGAAUUUAUCGAAUGAAUUAUAUACGAACGUCGAAGGUGUUUUAUUGCCCAUGUUUGAUGUAAAAAAUACAACAACAUUGAAAAAUGAUAAACGUAUCGUAAUGGUUGAAUCGGCACGUCAAAAUUUACGCAGUAUUGCAAUUGGAGUGGAAGCUGGUAAAGCUGUAUGUUUAUCGGGUUCGGUUGGCAGUGGUAAAACCACACUCAUUGAAUAUUUGGCUUCUGAAACGGGUCGCAUUCCAAUUAGACAGUUUGACAUUGAUAAAAGUAAAUUGAAGGAAAAUUCGAGCAUUUCAGCGAAUGAUAAGGCCACAUCGAGUAAACGCAAAGCAAUUGAAAUGGAACAAAUGAAAACAAUUAACGAACAUAAAGUAACACAAAAUGGUUUUUUGCGAAUUCAAUUGGGCGAUCAAACCGAUAGCAAAAUGUUACUUGGUCAAUAUCAUUGUACAGAUGUGCCGGGUGAAUUUGUUUGGCAACCAGGUGUAUUGACGCAAGCCGUCAUGAACGGUUAUUGGCUUCUUUUGGAAGAUUUGGAUCAGUGUUCGAGAGAUGUGUGCGUUAUGCUUACAAAUUUCUUUGAAAAUAAUUACUUAUCGGUGCCCGGUUUUCGUGAUUGCAUUCAAAUUUCACCCGGAUUUCAAUUGUUUGUUACACGAAGAAGUCAUGAAAAAGGUUUGCAUGGUGGCCGCAACACAAAUUCAUCAUAUUUCCAAUUGCUUGAAAAAUAUUUGUAUACAAUAAAUAUGUUGCCAUUAUCGCGCACCGAAUUGUGUGAGAUUGUAUGUGAAAAAUAUCCAAAAUUAUCAACGGUUGCUGAUCGAAUUGUGGAUGUGUUUUCGAUGUUUUCAUCGGAUGCCAAAGAUUUUAUGGAAUCGGGUGUUAAAGAUUCGGGACGUCUGGUAUCAACGCGAGACUUAUUAAAAUUGUGCAGUCGAUCAUCGCCAACCUUUUCAAUCACCAGUACCGAAUGUGCCUAUUUUGUCUUCCAAAAUGCUGUCGACUUAUUUUGUUCACAUCUUACACAAGGCGAUGGCAAAAAUAAUUUGAUUGUCAACAUCGGUGCAAAAUUAGGUAUAAUUCCAUCUCGUUGUGAGUACCUAUCAAACGAAUAUAAACCCGAUGUUUCAAUUGACGAUGGAGCGCAUUCAAUUCGAGUUGGCCGAAUAACCUUGUCGCGUCGCGAUGCAAAUGGACAAUUAAAACGUACCACCAACACAAAUCGCAAUGGAAUCGACGAUGACAAUGGACAAAAGCGAUUACGUAUUGAUGCUGAUUCAAAUUUUAACGUCUAUCAAAAUCAGACAAAACAAAAAACACCACAUUUCUCAUUCACCCGAUUGGCAUCGUGUUUAUUGGAACGAAUUGCUGUGGCUGUACAAGAAAACGAGCCGGUUCUGCUGGUCGGUGAAACUGGUGUCGGUAAAACGAGUUCCGUUCAAUAUCUUGCACAUCAAACCAAUCACAAAUUAGUUGUCAUUAAUAUGAAUAAUCAAUCGGAUGUGAGUGAUUUGAUUGGCGGCUUCAAACCGGUCGAUUUGGCAUUUGUUAUUGCACCGCUACGUGCUGAAUUCGAGUGUUUAUUUAAAGAAACAUUUGAUGCGAGUAAAAAUGAAAAGUUUUUGAAUAACAUCAGUAUUUGUUGCAAUCAAGAGAAUUUCAAUGUAUUAAUUCCUUUGAUGUUGCGAAUUGUGGGCACUGUAUUCACACGAAAAUCGAAAAAUGCCGACAAUCUUAGCCGAUGGACGGCAUUAAAAAUAAAAUUAACCAAAUUAAAAUCACAAUUAGAGCAAUCGUUAAAUAUUUCAUUUGCAUUUAUUGCCGGUCCAUUGGUAAAUUGCAUUAAAAAUGGUGAUUGGGUACUAUUGGAUGAAAUAAAUUUGGCAUCGCCCGAAACAUUGGAAUGUUUAUCAACCAUUCUCGAACCAAAUGGUUCGAUUGUUUUACUGGAAAAAGGUGAUUUUGUACCGGUAAAACGACAUUCCGAUUUUCGUAUAUUUGCCUGUAUGAAUCCAAGUACGGACAUUGGGAAAAAAGAUCUAACGAUUGGCAUUCGAAAUCGUUUCACCGAAUUUUUCGUCGAUGAAUUGGUGCUGGAAGGUGAUUUAAUCAUUUUGGUCAGCGAUUAUCUACGACAUACGGGCAUUCAAGGUGCAAAAGUAUUGGCCAUUGUACAAUUGUAUCGAAAAUUACGUGCAAUGGCCCAAUUGGAAUUGAACGAUGGCUUAGGAAAUCGGCCCGUUUAUUCGCUUCGAACAUUAUGCCGUGCAUUGAUUAUUUGUUCGAAAAAUUUAUGCGGAUCAAUCGAACGAAAUUUAUAUGAAAGUUUUUGUUUAAGUUUCUUAACACAAUUGGAUCCAGCAUCACAUUUGAUUGUAUUGAAUUUGAUACAAAAAACACUUGUGCCAACAAAUCAAAAGGCUGUACUGUCACAAGGAUUACCAAAACCAAAGGAUAACGUUGAAUACGCAAAUUUUGAGGGAUAUUGGAUUAAAUUGGGACCAAAAUCAGUUCAAUCGUGCGAACAUUACAUCAUAACCGAAAGUGUACGAGAAAAUCUUCGUGAUUUAGCGCGUAUCAUUUCAAUUGGUCAAUUGCCUGUGCUGCUACAAGGACCCACCAGUGCCGGUAAGACCAGUUUAAUUGAUUAUGUGGCCAAACGAAGUGGUAACUAUUGUUUGCGCAUCAACAAUCACGAACACACCGAUUUACAGGAGUAUAUUGGAACGUAUACGGCCGAUGUAACCGGUAAAUUAGUAUUCAAAGAAGGUGUUUUGGUUCAGGCCAUGAGAAAUGGCUAUUGGAUCAUUUUGGAUGAAUUGAAUUUAGCACCGAGUGACAUUUUAGAAGCAUUGAAUCGUGUACUUGACGAUAAUCGUGAAUUAUUCAUUCCCGAGACACAGGAAUUGAUCAGAGCCCAUCCAAAUUUUAUGCUAUUUGCCACACAAAAUCCGCCCGGUUUGUACGGUGGCCGAAAGAUGUUGUCCAGAGCAUUUAAAAAUCGCUUUGUUGAACUUCAUUUUUCUGACAUACCAAAACACGAACUCGAAAUUAUUCUGGAGAAAAGAUGCCUGAUACCAAAAUCGUAUGCACAAAAAAUGGUUAAAACAAUGACUGAAUUACAGGUGCAUCGUACGAAUACAGCAAAAUCAUCGUUUACGUUAAGAGAUUUAUUUCGAUGGGGAAAUCGUUAUACAUAUGCCAACAAAGAUCUAUUGAAUAACAAAGGAUACGAUUGGAAUCAACAUUUAGUCGACGAAGGUUAUUUAGUGUUAUCAUCACGUGUACGUAAUGAAAGUGAAAUUGAAACUAUUGAAAGUGCACUGUUCACCAAUUUCCGUAAGAAAAUCGUGUUUGACGAUCUAUUCAAUUUGCAUGAAAAAACGUCACAAGUGACACGACCCAUAUUGGAAAGUCUAAAAACUUAUGAUUGUGAUGCAGUUUCAAAUGUUGUGUGGACAUCGAAUAUGCGACAAAUGGCCGUGUUAACGGGUAAAGCACUCGAAUUCAAUGAACCGGUUUUGUUGGUUGGCCAAACGGGCUGUGGUAAAACGACAAUUUGUCAAAUUCUUGCGAGUAUCGUUCGAAGAAGACUGCGUAUUUUGAAUUGUCAUAUGCACACGGAAGGUGCUGAUUUUCUUGGUGGUCUUCGGCCAUAUCGUGGCAACGAUGAAAACGACAUGGAUACUGAAACCGAUGAUAGUAAGAACCGUAAACUUUUCCAGUGGAACGAUGGACCAUUGAUUCAAUCGAUGACGGAAGGCACAUUUUUCUUGGCCGAUGAAAUUUCACUUGCCGAAGAUUCGGUACUCGAACGAUUAAACUGUGUUUUAGAACCAGAACGUACAAUUUUACUAGCAGAAAAAGGUGGAUGCGAUGAAAAUUUAACCAAUGAUUUGAACAAUCCGAAUGCCAGUGAAUUUGUGAUUAGCGCCAAUGAUGGAUUUCAAUUUUUGGCCACGAUGAAUCCAUCGGGUGAUUUUGGUAAAAAAGAACUGUCACCCGCAUUACGGAAUCGUUUCACCGAAAUUUGGUGUCGAUCAGCCGAUAAUGAACAUGAUUUAGUUUUGAUUGCUGAACAUGCACUAAGAAUCGGUUCCACAGCGAAUUUGGAUGAAAUAAAAAUGAACAUAUUAAAAAAUACAGCCAUUGUAAUUGUGAAAACUAUUCGAUUUAUCAAAGAAAAUGUUGAAAAGUUUCAUUAUUCCGUUCGUGAUAUUUUGGCAUGGGUACAAUUUAUCACAAUCAAUUCAACUAAUUUACCUGUUCAUCAUGCAAUCAUCUUUGGUUUAGAAACAAUGUUUUUGGACUCAUUAGAAAUGUUGCCACAUGCAGAUUUCAAUGAAAUUGAAAUACAACGCAAAAUGAUUUUGGAGUUUGUAAUCGAUGAAAUUCAAAUGCGGCUGAAAGAAACAUUCAAUUUGAAUAAUUUGGCAAAGUUGAAAGGAAUCCGAGUUAUGGAAACACGUGAAAAAUUUGGCAUAAAUCCAUUUUUUAUCAAUGUUAAUGGAGACGGUGUGUCACAACAAAAACGUGAUUUCAAAUUUACCGCACCAACAACACAAAAGAAUCUAUUUCGUUUAUUAUCGGCAAUGAGCUUACACAAAGCCAUUCUACUCGAAGGACCGCCGGGCGUUGGAAAAACAUCGCUCAUUGAAAAUGUCUCAUCGGCGAUUGGAUAUCAAAUGGUGCGUAUCAAUUUGUGUGAACACACCGAUUUGACAGAUUUAUUUGGAACCGAUCAACCAUCAGAUGAAGGUAGUUUAUCAUUAACAAAUGUCGAAUCCGAUCAAAAAUCAAAUGCGCUCGGUUCAUUUGUAUGGCGUGAUGGUCCAUUGUUGGCCGCUUUAAAGGCACCAAACACAUGGAUUCUAUUGGAUGAAUUGAAUUUGGCACCGCAAAGCGUACUUGAAGGUUUGAACGCUAUUCUCGAUCAUCGUGGUGAAGUUUAUGUACCCGAACUAAAUAAAACAUUCAAAUUGGAUAAACAAACGCGUAUUUUUGCAUCGCAAAAUCCGCUACGUCAAGGUGGUGGCCGAAAGGGAUUGCCACAAUCUUUUCUGAAUCGAUUCACAAAAGUCUAUCUACGAACACUCGACGCAAAAGAUUUGUGUCACAUCAUUUACGCCAAAUACAGUGAAUACUUUGAACAAUUGAAAAAUUUCCUUUUGCCUGUGAUUCCGGCGGAUCGUAAUCUAUUGCCGGUGAGCUACUUUAAAUCAACCGAAACAGCGACUAUAUUUGACUGUUGCGAACGAAUGGUUUCGUUCUCCGAAAAACUCGAUGAAGGUAUCACCAACUUGGAGUUUGGCUACAAAGGCGGACCCUAUGAAGUUAAUUUGAGAGAUAUUUUAAGAUGGUGUGAACUAUUGAGCAGCAAAAUAUCUGGAUUUAUUGUGCAGCAUACAAGUGAAGAAGUCACCAUUUUGGAACGAUAUAAUAAUUUUAUGUUGAUUUUGUAUGAGAAAAUGCAAUUGGUUUAUUGUCAUCGCAUGCGAACCGAUACGGAUAAACAAUAUAUUCGUAAUGUCUUCGGCGAAGUAUUCCAUUGUAAUGCUGAUCAACUUGAGAAGCUUUCGUGUGAUAUUUCAUUCUAUUGGAACGAUGAAUUUGUUCAUUUCAACGAUGUUAGACUAAGCAGAGCGGGUCAACAAUCAACCAUUACGAAUGUAUCGAAAAUGGCUCCUUUGAUGUUAAACAAUCAACGGCAAUUGAUUAAGGCGUUGGGUGAAAGUGUUUUGAUGGAAACACCAGUUAUUUUAUGCGGACCAAGCGAUAGUGGUAAAACAAAAUUAGUUGACAUCCUGUGUACACUUUCGAAUCACUAUUGCAAUAUUGAUACGAUCGAUGAUUCAGUCACGGGAACAUUUCAACAAGUCGAUCUGAAUCGUCAUUUGGAGGAAAUCGCACAGAAAAUCGAAGCAUUUUUAGUGAAUUAUCAACAAAAUUGGAUUUUGCAUCCAAACCAAACAAAUUCCAGUCAAUUUGUUAAAUUGCUUAAGCAAUGGGAAAUAUUUAUUGAAUCAAAUAUUCGUCAAAACGACAAGCAAACCGAAACUGUGAUGUCUGAAGAGUUACUUGUGUUCAACAAACGCGUUAGUGAUUUGAGUACAUUGCUUGAAUCUCUUCUCCGCGUUAACUUCGAUUCAAAUAUAACAAAUGAACUGAAUGCAUUACACCACAAACUGAAUUUCUUGGGUUCAAUCGUUAAAAAACGUGGUACAUUAAAUACAGGCGGUCACUUUGAGUGGGUCGACUCAAAAAUCGUGCGAGCAUUAAAAAUUGGUCAAUACAUAUGUCUGGAGCACGUCAAUUUAUGUUCAUCGGCAAUUUUGGAUCGUUUAAAUUCGGUAUUUGAAACCGAUGGUAAACUGUUGCUCUCCGAAAAAGGCGUUGAAUCGAAUAAUUUGUCGGAAAAUGUUAGCAAACACAAAGAUUUCCGCGCAUUCUUAACACUUGAUCCUCGAAAUGGUGAAAUAUCACGUGCCAUGCGUAAUCGGUGUAUUGAAUUGAAUUUAAUGGCCGACACAUACAGUCGUGAUGAUCUCAAGGAAUUUAUCUAUUCGAAUGGAAUUCAUGAAAUGCAUUUAAUUGAAUGGACAUUGAAUAUUCAUCAUCGUGUUCAACAGGUCAGCGAAUUUCAUUCGUUCAAUGUAUCACAUUUGAUGAAAUUUGCAUUUUUAAUCAAUGAAAAUCGACGACUUGGUGCCGAUGAAGCGACAGCAUUGUUUGACAGUGCAAUUGUGGUCUAUGUGAGAUCGUCACACAUCGAUUUACUUGGCAUGGGCUUAAAUUACUAUCACGAUAAAUUAAUCGAAGAAAUUCGCGAUGAAAUCAAUAAUGUUCCGGAUAAAUGUCAGAAUUUAGUGCAACUAUCAAAUCAAAUCAUAACUGCCGAUAAUUUGACUAGUUUAUCUCUUAUACGAUUACAAUGUGAACCGUUGAUGAUUACAAUUGAUUGCUUGACUGCAGACAUUGAUACGAAUCGAAUUAAAAAGGUGUUUGCCGCUGUUCGGGAGAAAUUUUCCAAUUUACCCAUCGACUUGGAUUGGAAAUCAGCCGAAUAUCUGUUGCAUUUAGUUUAUGAAAUGAGUUCAAUCGAUGAUGUCAGUGAAAGAGAACGAUAUUUAGAGAAUAGGAUAAGAGAGAAAUUAAUGAAAACCAGUGAAAACUAUCAUAAUCAAUUGACCAUUCUAAUUGAAUUGAAUCACACUCUAGCGCAGACGAUUAGAGAAAUACCAAGUCGUCAAAAUAUUGACGUCGUUGUAAAUAAAGUGCCAUGGAAUCAACAUAUUUUCCCCCGAUUACGUGAUUACUACGAUAAAACACCGUUACUUUCGAAAAGCAACCAAUUGAAAUUGAGCGCCAUUUUACUAGCACAUUCGCUAUUCGAGAAAAUCAACUGUGAUACUACCAAAGUAAAACAAAGUUAUAUAAAUGCCAUCACCUAUUCCAAAGUUGUGAUGGAUGGUACAAUUCCAAAUGGAUUGAAUAUUGAUUUAAUAACUCAAUUGCAUCCACUCUUGGAUUAUACAAAAACAUUUGCGAUACAAAUGAUCCGAGAAUCAGAGACAAUCACCUAUAAACAGUACGGUUCAUUGAUUUGUGCAUAUUUGUGGGCAAAUCGCUUGUACGAAGUGUCAAAGAAUCGACUAUUCAAAGGAAAAUCCGUGGAUAAAACACUAAUUGACAAACUGGCAUUACAUUUCAAUUGGUUGGUAAAACAUUUAUUGUGUCUAUUGAAUGAAAUAAAUGGCGAAAAUCGAAUCACCGCAGCUGUUGGCGUUCAUCAAAAGGAAACUGCACAAUUUCGCAAAAUUUUACAACAAAUAUCCGAUUGUAAUACCAUUCGGCGACAUCCACUCAAUGAGAUGCGAAAAAAGUUCACAAAACGACUUACGGAAUUCAUGCCAUUCUAUGAGCAAAAUCAAAUCGUAUUGCAUGAGCAUGAAACUGAAUUUAUAAAACAAAUGCAAUUGCCGACAAAGAACUGGCAAUCAUUCGAACCGGCCGAAUAUUUACAGUCACUUAUCAACAAAUAUCGAAUUAUUUUGAGCGAUGACAGCAAAAGCUACAAAAGUUAUUUAAUUGAUGCCAACGAUGCUGAAGACCUCCAAUGGUUAGUUGAUGACAAUGGUGAAAAUGAAGCCAUGGAUGUUGAGAAAAUUUUGGCAAAACUUGAUAGCCUAUCAAAAUCGACGACACAAUUUUUAGGUAUUACUACAAUGUCUUCCGUCGAUGACUUAACGGAACAAAAUGAAAAAUUCAAUGUCAAGCAUCUUGAAGCAACCGAAACAAAUUCGAAUCAAAAAAAUUUGGCACCAUUGAAGCUCGUUGUGUCUGUGCUUCCAAUUAUGGAAUAUUUUGCGUUGCGUGCAUUCCAUUCAACACUACGACGUGAUGCCAAAGUUCAUAAGCUAAAUAUGGACUUUUUCAAAAGUAUUCGAUCAUUGGAUGUGACCGUUUUGAAGUCGGUGCAAACAAUUAUCACAAAACAGUAUGCCGUUUGUGUAUUAAUAUGGGAUUGGUUGCAUCGUCAAAUUAACUCAAAUGAUUUCGAAAACGUUUUUAAUGUGAUGCCACAGUCAAUUUAUCGAAAGAUUUCAUCAUUUAUGAAAAUGCUUGAUGCAAAAAUCAAUGGUUUUGUAUACAAUUCAUUGGCAUUAAAUCAUCAAUGCCAUUUAAAUGUUAUUGAUGUGACAAAGCAAUCACAAACAAUGCCAUUAAACAGUUGUGCAUUGACCGUUUCCGCAUUCUUAUCAUUGUUCAACGAAUAUGGUCAAUCAAAAUCGAUUGGUUUGGGAAAUUUAGAGGUGUGGACAUCAACAUUAACAUCAAUUUCAAAAUUACUAUGGAACAAUGUCGAGACGUUCCAGCAUCAAUUUCAGUUUGAGCACACAAAUAUUGAAUACAGUCAACGAUAUGGUCGUAAACUUUUGGCCGAAAUUAAAUAUAUUCAAGCACUUACCAAUUCAACGGAUAAAGCAAAAUCCGAAAUUGAAGAAGAAUUCAUUGAAAUGAUACAAUUGCUUGAAAAGAAAACUGAAAACAUCAAUAUGUCAAGCGAUUCAUCACACACAAGAUUUCAACAAUUUUAUGCAUCGGCUGUGAUUCAAUCACUGGCAGCUGUGAUUGAAUUACACCUAAUGACUUUUACACCAUUGGUCGAUCCAGUUGAAAAGAAUCGAUUGAAGAAAACUUACGCACAAGAAAGCCAACAACAUUUAACCAAAUUAACAUCGGCCUAUGAUUUUAUGAAAGUUAUCAUGUCAUACAAUGGCUUGGGCGAGCAAAUUCUCCAUGAAUCAAUCGAUGUGAAAUAUAAAGAAUUCAAAACAUUACUUGAAAAAUAUUCGAAAAAAUGUGCACUGCGACCGGAUGUGUGUGUCUAUGCCGAAUUGGUCGAUCAAAUAAAUUUCUUUUUGGAAAAUGGAUGCCGUCCAAAAUCUCAACUACAAUUGAUAAAUGACAUUGACACCGCAUUCAAUCGAUUGAAUAGCGGCAAUUUAAUUACACACCAAGAUCUACAGAAUGUCGAUGAAAUUAUAAAACGCAUUGAUUGGUGCACAAAUACGGCUGAAAGUUUUGAACGAUCUACCAUUAUACGUUUCAAUACAUAUUAUCGUGAUUUUACAGCACCACUUGAAUCAUCGAUUAUUAUGCUGAAAAAUGCAUUCAGAUGCUUGAAACAAUGUCUAACUAAAAUGCGUGACAUUGUUCUUACCACAAGAAAUGGCAGCAAUUUUAAUGGUUUGAACCAAGAGGAAUCACUAUCGACGGUAUUGGUUAAUCUCAUCGAAUUUCCAAGCGUUGAAAAGAGAUCACAUCUCAUGCCCGUUACGGUACGCAUGUUGGAGAGUUUGGAGAAUAAAGAUGUUGCACAUUCAAUCCUAUUGAAAUCUGUUUUGCAAGAAACCCUCUGCUUGUUAUCCAUUUCUGGUUCGAUAAGCGAUAGCAGCUUCCAACAAUUUGAUUUAACCAUUGGUAGUUUUAACAAGAUGUGGAAACAACAGGAAGAAAUCAAACGGGCCAAAAGCAUCGAGGAAGAGAGUCUUUAUGUGAAAAAAACGCGAUGUGCCGAUGAAGAUGAGGAAGAAAUCACCGAACAAGAGAUCGAAACAAUGUUCCCGAAUUAUGCAACCACCGAUUUUGGUGAAUUUGUUCAAUAUGCAAAUUUAGAAGAUGCUGACAAAAAAGAAUCACCAGUCAAACCGAAACCACCUCAAGACCUUUUGACUGAUGAUGAUUUGAAAUUUGUUGGCGAUGUAUUUAUCGAUAUUAUGCACAAAUAUUCAAGCUGUAACUAUCACAAACCUUCCAAGAUUGAAUUCAAUUCGGACGACUAUCAAGUGGAACUAAUGAAUGCAUUCGAAUCGAAAUCGAAUGUAUUUUACCAAUUAAUUCAAAAGUACAAGCAUUCAUUGAGCAGUACAAUUGACGAUGCCUUCUACGGUGGCAUUGGAUUGCUAAUAUUCAAUACACAAAAUCGAUAUCGCAACCAAAAUCAAGCGAACUUUGUUCGAGCCAAACCAUACAAUUUCUACAAAGAUCAAAAUAUUCCAGAGGUUUACAAUACCGGCGAACUAUUGGAUCGCAUUGAAGCCAGAGUAUUAAAUGAGCUCAAACAAUGGCCAGAUCAUGCCGUUCUAAAUGACAUAAUAUUGAUCAUUGGACGAAUUCGAUCACUCGAUAUCACCGAACCAAUUGCAAGAUUCAAUACAGGUUUCCAAAUAUUACGGCAAAAAAUCGAUGAAUGGAAUAGCGUUUCGCAUAAAUUGAAUCAUUUGCGCGAUUUAGAAACGGAAGUUGCUGAGUAUGUUCAACGAUGGAUGAAAUUGGAACUACAAUGCUGGAGAGAGUGUUUGGCCACAACGGCAGACAAAGUAAAAUCGAAGGCAUAUCGUUAUUGGUUCUUUAUGUACAAUCUGUUGCACGAAUAUCUGGAUUGUUCGAUUACAACAUUUUCGUGUGAUUUAACCGAUUUCGAAGCAGUCGAGAAGUACUUUGGUGAGGGUGAAAUCGAUAUUGAUGCAGAAAAUGGCCAACAAACCGGCUCAAAACUUCGAACGGCUGAUGUAGUUAGUGUCUUGAAACAAUUCAUCGAAUCGUCUAAUUAUGGUGAAUUUGAUUUACGUAUGAAAAUUUUGAAAUCAUUUGAAAUGUAUUUGCAUCAAAAUCCAUCAAAAGGUUCAACCAAAAAACGUGAACGCAUCAUAUCAAUAAUACAUAAUUUGCACACAUACUACACACAAUUUGUGAAUCAAAUUACCGAAACGAUUAAAACAAAACGUUCGCAAAUCGAAAAGAAACUCAAAGAAUUUGUUAAAAUCGAAUCAUAUAACAAAGAUCUAUCCUAUUAUGGCAUGAGAAAUAAUGUGGCACGUGUGCAUCGUCAUCUGUUCAAAUUUUUGCGUGAAUUUGAAACGGCGCUCAUGGAAAAGAUUGCCGAAGUUUUUGUAUGGAAAGCAAAUGAAACGCCAUCGCUAAAUGAUGAACCGAGCGCAAAAGGUUCGAAUUCAGCUUAUGAACCAAAUAUAGCAUCAUAUACCGUUGACGUUAAACAUUUUGUGUUGGCACAACUACCGAAAAGUGAUUCGAUCCCAGCAGAUUCAUCGAACGAUGAUAGUUUAUUGGCAAAAAUCGAUAAAUUAUUUGGUGUAUCACGGAAUGUUGUUAAAAAUGCCGUUUUACAUGCCGAAUUUCCGAGCCUAUUGUACAAUUUGGAUAUGGAAUUGGCCACACAAAUUGAAACGUGCAACUAUUUACGUGGCCUGGAAGUGGAUCGCAAGCAAGAGAAACCAAAACAAAAAUCUCAAGCCAAACACAUUUUGACGCAAAAACGAAAAGCCAUUGCCGAUACAUUUAAAAUGCUUACAACACUUGGUUUGAGCUUCCGUUCCGGUAUGCUGGAAUCACAAAUGCAAACCGAUUUUAUUGACUUGAAAUUGAAUCCAUUUAAUAUUCAAUGCAUUAUCGAUGCGCCGACAAAAUGUAAUCCAAAAAUUAAUCAAAGUUUGGCAUUACUUACGAAAAAUAUUGAUCUAAACUUUUCGAAAUGUGUAUUUAAAUUUAAAUUAUUGCAAACGGCAAUGUUGACACCAAAUCAAGAGCUUGGACUACCGAAUAUAGAACGUAUCAAAGGUUUUACCAUCGACAUGUUUUUGUUGGUUCAAUUACAGCGUCAAACAUUGUGCAAAUCAACGAUAGAACUGCAAAAACUACAAGAAUACAUCAAGCGUGUUGAUGAAUUGAAGGCGAUUCUAUCGAAUGACGAGAAAGAUUUGAGUUUUAAUCGAAUGUCUUCGAAAUUGAUGGCAAUCGAACAUGCAUUGAUUCAAAUUUCGGAUAUUACUGAACAAUAUGAACUUCUAUUGAAUUGCGUGCCUGCCGAUGAAGAUAAAGUUUUUACCGCCAUUGAUUCGACCGAUGUCAUUGCAUUCACGAAAUCAUCGGUUAAGUACCAACGAAUGAAAUCAGCAAUGGCUAUCAUUUCGAAAUCAUCCAAAACGCUUUUGACUACAGUGCAAUCGACAAAAGAUAGUUAUUUCUUGAAUUCAACUGUAGUACAUGGCAUUUCAAAGAAAUUCAAUCGUAUCAUUGAUGAGCUGAAAAAUGCACGUGACAAUUUAAAAUUGAGCCAAAGUAGUGAAUAUUUGGUGAUUGCCAAACCACUUGUUAAACUUUUGCAAAGUUUAAACAUUGACCUUGAAUCGAAUGAGAUGAUCAUUGAGACAUCUGAUGAAAAUAAUUCGCAUCAAAAUAUUGUGAAUGAAUUGGAAAAUAUCGUACAUCAUGUAUUACUUUCAAUACAAAAUAUCUACAAAAAAUAUUCAACACAAAAACCGAAGGAAGAAACAGCUGAUGUCAGUGCUGUGGAAAAUGCGAAUAACAACCAAGAUGAUGAAGAGGAUGAUGAUGAAGAAACCAUUCAAAAGAAUCAUUUGAAACAAAAGAUCACCGCUGAAAUAAAUACCGAUUGGCAAACACUUGGAUUGUCAUCGGUAUCGAUGAAAUUAUCAAAAAUAUGCGCUGAAAUUUACCAUUCACAAAACGAUGCAAACAAUGUACGCAUUGAAUGUAUACGAAAAUUGGUGUCCAUUCAACCGAUUUUAGAACAAUUUGAGCUACUCUGUAAAUAUUAUUUACUUCAACAAUUGGUCGCCCAUAAAGUAAGCACAAAAAUGUUUAGUGUCAUGUUGAUUAUUUUCAUUGAAUUGACGACAAAAGGAUUUUGCAUUCCACCCGAUCUUAUGCAAGACGACGAUGGUCAACAAAAUGAAAAUGGUGAUGGUAAAGAAGGUGAAGGUUUUGGUUUAGAUGAUGGCACCGGCGAAAAAGACGUUUCAGACAAAAUCGAGUCCGAAGAUCAAUUGGACACGGCAAAGAAACCGGGUGACCGUGAUGAGAAUAAAAAAGACGAUGAAGACUGUGAAGAAACGAAUGGAAUCGAUAUGAGUGAAGAUUUUGAUUCGAAAUUGCAAGAUAUUGAAAAGCGUGGCGAUGAUUCAAGCGAUGAUGAGGAAUCCGAUAACGAAGAAUUGGACAAAGAAAUGGGAGACACCGAACAGGGCGCUGAUAAACUUGACGAUCAAAUUUGGGGCUCUGACGAGGAGAAAGAUGAAGAGGAAGAAGAAGGAGAUGACGAAAUGAAUGAUGAAACCGAUGCCAAAGGUUCCAAAGAAGACCAAGAAAAUCAUAAUAAUCUUGAUUCAGAGCAAAAUGACCAAGGUCAAGGUGAUGAACAAGAUGGUUUAGAUGCUACCAAUGAAAAUCAACAAGAAAAGCAAAAGAAAAAGGAUCAAAUUGAUAAAAUGAACGAAGACGAAACGGUUGAAGAUCAAAUAAAUCCAUAUCACAAUGAAUUGGAGGAGCCACCCGAACCGGAGGAUAUGGAUUUGGGUGACGUUAAUUUGGAUAAUCAAGACAAUAACGACAAUAAUGACGAACAAAAUGAUGAAAAUCCAUUCGAUAUCGAUUCAAUGAAGGAAAAUAUGCAAAUCGAAGAUGAUGAAAAUGAUGAACCAGACGAAGACGGUGAAGGUGAUGAGAAAACUGAGCAGCAACAAGAUGAUUUGAGCGACAACAGCGAUAUCGAAGACGGUGACGAUUUGAAAAAGGAUCAAGAGCCAAAUAAAGAAGAAGAUGCGGCGAAUGGCGAGGAUAAAAAUGAAGAAGAGGCUGGUAAUAACGAACCAGAUACACAGGAACCAGGUAAAGAUGUUGAAAAUACCGAAGAAGACGAAGAUCAACAAGAGGAGACAGAUGACGCAAAGGAAAAGAAUAAAAAUGAAAAUUUCCACGAAUCGGUUGAUAAACCAUCGAAUGAAGAUAAUAUUCAAGCAAUGCCAGACACAAGAGAUCAAGGCACCACCGACCAAGUUGAAACUGAAGCGAAUGAGAAAAAUAAACAAGAAGAUAAUAUGGAUGCUCAAGAUACGGGCGAAGAACAAAAUGGAAUUGGUCAAGCGGCAAAUGAAGAAUCGAAAAGUGGACAUCAGGGAAAGGCCGAUAAUAAAAAUACACAAAAGACUGAACAAUCAGAGAAGAAAGAGCAAAAAGAUCGCCGAAAACCUGGUGCCACAAAUGAAGAGCGAACGAUCAGUGAAAAUAAAACAAGCGAAAAUAAGCAAUUGAAAACGGUUCAGGAAGUAGAUCAAGGCACACAAAAUGAAGAGGAUGAAUCAAAUAAUGAUACGGAUGAUCGGGACAAUGAAUAUCAACACAUUAAAGAUGCCACCGAAAGUGAAAAAUCCACCACUACAAUGGACAAUGCCACUGAAGAACAAUCAAAGAAAGUUGCACACGAUGAUGAAAAGGAGGAAACAAUCACACCCGAAUGUGAAACAAAUGACGAAUUGAUGGAACAAGACACCAAAAACGAACCACUGGAAAAUGUGCCCGAACUUGAAAACGAGAAGCUCAACGAAAACAGCAAAAAUAAUAAGAAAGGCGCAAACAAUGAUCGACAAAAUGAUAUUUGUGAACCAAAAGAAGAGUGCACAGUUGAAGGUGAUGCCGUUUCCACACAUACAGUUUCUCGACCUGAUAACACAACCGCACAUUGCUCAAUUGAUAUCAUUCGUGAUGCAAGCGUUGCACAAGAGCUUGACAAUGCCGAACUUCUGGACAUCCGAAAAAUGUACGAAAAAGAAAGAACAUCAAAUAAAUUGUCGAAUCCAAUUCGAGAGAAUUUUGACCAAUGGCAAAAAAUUAGCAACGAAAUGUUACCAAAUGCACGUGAACUCUGUGAACAAUUGCGACUUAUUUUGGAGCCAACAAAAUGCACCAGAUUGAAGGGUGACUAUCGAACUGGUCGUCGUAUUAACAUGAAAAAGAUAAUUCCAUAUAUUGCAUCCCAAUUCCGGAAGGAUAAAAUCUGGUUGCGGCGAACAAAACCAGCUCAACGUGACUACCAUAUUACGAUUGCAAUCGAUGACUCAAAGUCGAUGGACUACAAUGAGUCGAAAGAGUUAACGUUGCAAGCAAUUUCGUUGGUAUCACAGGCACUAACCCUGUUGGAAAGUGGCCGAUUGAGUAUUAUGUCAUUUGGUGAAUCACCAAAAAUCAUUCUCAAUCAUACCGAUCAAUUUGACGGCCCGACCUUAGUAAAUUCAUUAAAUUUUGCACAAAAUCAAAGUCGUAUCGCUGAACUGAUGGAAUUCAUUCGUGUGGCCAAUAGUGAAGACACCGGUGCAUCAUCUGAUAAUGGCAUUUUUGAGAAUUUACUACUAGUAUUGAGCGAUGGACGUAACAUCUUUAGCGAAGGUGAAAAGAAAGUCAAAAACGCCAUUAAAUUGGCUCGUUUGAGCAGAGUCUUCAUUGUUUACAUCAUCAUUGACAAUCCGAAAAAUGACAGCUCAAUUCUUGAUAUUCGUGUGCCACACUUUUCUGCUGAUCGUAAAACGGUUACAAUGAAAUCAUAUCUUGACACAUUUCCAUUCCCUUACUAUGUUAUUGUUAGAGACCUCAAACAAUUGCCAUUGGUUUUGAGUGAUGCGAUGCGACAAUGGUUCGAAUUAGUUUCUAGUGAACAGUAAAAAAAAAUAAGGCAAAAUUAAAGUCAAAAUAGAUCAUACAUUUAUUUAUGUUUACUGAACUAUUUUUUUAUAACAUUUAAUAUUUUAUAAUUAGUUUUAUUCAAUUCUUUAUGAAAUUUUGAAAAGCAACAUUAAAUAACAAUUUCCUCGAAA
This is a messenger RNA of Contarinia nasturtii (swede midge), 16962 nucleotides long. RefSeq names its product midasin. The record is from RefSeq and is a predicted model, not a curated record. Gene Ontology annotation, biological process: ribosomal large subunit assembly; rRNA processing. Gene Ontology annotation, cellular component: nucleus; preribosome, large subunit precursor. Bases 58 to 16809 code for a protein of 5583 amino acids. The transcript is spliced from 17 exons. Gene Ontology annotation, molecular function: ATP hydrolysis activity; ATP binding. NCBI's taxonomy places the organism in Eukaryota, Metazoa, Arthropoda, Insecta, Diptera, Cecidomyiidae.